UCUCUCUCUCCCUCCAACCCCCUCCCCCUGCCUGUCCUUAUCUUUCCCUCCGUCUCCAUGGCGACUCACCACCUCGGCUCGCUUGCAUCCCAGCCUCUGCCAGGGAUUCUGAGCCGGGCUCCGUCCCUCCCUCCUCCGGAGUCCUGAAAGGAGUCCGUGCUGCUGGGGCGAGCGGCCGCCACCCUCCGCCUGCCACCACCCGGCUCUGCUGCCCAGGAGGAGCUGCCUAGCCUCGGCCCGCUCGUACCGGAUCCUCUCCCCACCCAAACCUCCCAUGCCGAGGCCCACCUUGUCAGUCACUUCCUUCUGUCACCGGCUGGGCAAACGGGAGAGAAAACAGAGCUUCAUGGGAAACAGCAGCAACAGUUGGUCCCACCCGACGUUCCCCAGGUUGGAGCUGGGCCUGGGGCCCCGGCCGGCUGCGCCCCGGGACCUCCCCGCCUGCUCCAUCUGCCUGGAGCGGCUGCGGGAGCCCAUCUCGCUGGACUGUGGCCACGACUUCUGCCCCCGGUGCUUCAGCACGCACCGCGUCCCAGGCUGCGAGCCACCCUGCUGCCCCGAGUGCCGGAAGAUCUGCCGGCAGAAGAGGGGCUUCCGCAGCCUGGGGGAGAAGAUGCGGCUCCUGCGGCAGCGGGCGCUGCCUCCCGUCCUGCAGGAGACCUGUGCGGUGCGGGCAGAACCGCUGCUCCUGGUGCGUGUCAACGCCUCCGGAGGCCUCAUCCUCAGGAUGGGCGCCAUCAACCGCUGCUUGAAGCACCCCCUGGCCAGGGACACCCCCGUCUGCCUCCUCGCUGUCCUCGGGCAGCAGCACUCAGGGAAGUCUUCGCUCCUCAACCACUUGCUCCAGGGCCUGCCCGGCCUGGAGUCCAGAGAGGGCAGCUGGCCACGAGGGGCUGAGGGGUCCCUGCCGGGCUUCGGCUGCGGCGGCAACGGCCUCACUAGGGGCAUUUGGAUGUGGAGCCACCCCUUUCUGCUGGGGAAGGAAGGCAAGAAGGUGGCUGUGUUCCUGGUGGACACUGGGGACGCCAUGAGCCCUGAGCUGAGCAGAGAGACGAGGAUCAAGCUCUGCGCACUCACCAUGAUGCUGAGCUCCUACCAGAUCCUCAACACCUCCCAGGAGCUGAAAGACACAGACCUGGACCACCUGGAGAUGUUCGUCCAUGUGGCGGAGGUGAUGGGCAAGCAUUAUGGGAUGGUGCCAAUCCAGCACCUGGACCUCCUGGUGCGCAACUCCUCUCACCCCAGCAAGGCGGGGCAGGGGCACGUGGGCGAGGUCCUCCAGAAAUUGUCUGGCAGAUAUCCCAAGGUCCAGGAGUUGCUGCAAGGACGGCGAGCCCGCUGCUACCUGCUGCCUGCUGCGGGGAGGCAGUGGGUGGACAAAGACCACGGCAGCACCGGAGGCGGAGCCGAGGAUGACUGCGGCCGCCUGCUGGGGGCCUACGUGCUGGACGUGCUGAGCGCAGCCCCCCAGCACGCCAAGAGCCGCUGCCCAGGGUACUGGAGCGAGGGGCGCGCCGUGGCCCGAGGGGACCGACGCCUGCUCACGGGACAGCAGCUGGCCCAGGAGAUCAAGAACCUCUCGGGCUGGAUGGGGAGGACGGGGCCUGGUUUCAGCUCCCCGGAGGAGAUGGCGGCGCAGCUGCAUGACCUGAGGAAAGUGGAGGUUGCCAAGAAGGAGUUUGAGGAGUACGUGAGGCAGCAGGACUUGGCCACCAAGCGCAUCUUCUCGGCGCUCCGCGUGCUGCCCGACACCAUGCGGAACCUCCUCUCCACCCAAAAGGACGCGGUCCUGGCGCGGCACGGCGUGGCCCUGCUGUGCAAGGGCAGGGAGCAGACCUUGGAAGCCCUGGAGGCCGAGCUGCAGGCCAUGGCCAAGGCCUUCAUGGACUCCUACACCAUGCGCUUCUGCGGCCACCUGGCAGCCGUGGGCGGCGCCGUGGGGGCGGGGCUCAUGGGUCUGGCGGGGGGCGUGGUGGGGGCGGGCAUGGCAGCAGCGGCGCUGGCGGCCGAGGCUGGGAUGGUGGCGGCCGGAGCUGCUGUGGGUGCCACGGGGGCGGCCGUGGUCGGGGGCGGCGUGGGUGCUGGGCUGGCUGCCACCGUGGGCUGCAUGGAGAAGGAAGAGGACGAGCGGGUACAGGAAGGAGACCGAGAGCCCCUCCUGCAGGAAGAGUAGCCACCCCAGGAGGCAGGAGAGGAAGUGGGGGGAAGCGGUGCCUGCGAUUGCGAGGUGCCCACGCCUACCAGCCUGAAUGACAGUGUGCAGGCGGCUGGCUGGGGGAGGUGCCUUCGACCGGGAGGCAAUGUUUGGGGGUGACGAGCAGAGCGCGGGGCCUGUUUCUGGUUGCAGGUAAUUGCUGAUGUGCCAUCAUCCCAGAUGACCUUGACCCCCGAGUCUCCCACCACAAGUGAGGAUCCACUCUCCCCCACUAUUUUCUUGAUGACCCUGGACUGUUAGCAGGGCUUAGCAGGUGCCAUCCUGGAAGUCUACCCCUGGAUCCUGACCUUGGCAUUCAGGAGCUGGGGACCCUGACUGGGGCUGUGGAAGAGAGCAGGUGUUCAUCCUGAAGCAACCCCCCAGCGCGUGGCUUCCUGCGGCCUCCCAGGGCUCCUGCUGUCUGUCCAGCCCACGUGGGUGCAGCAGUACCCAUGUUGUGUGUGGAAUGCCCUCACCCUGACAGUUUGGAUGCCAAAGAACAGCACAGGAACUGCACCCUGGGCUUGAGCAGUCUUGACAGCGCUCUGUCGAAGUCUUAAGGAGUACAACAAAGUGAGCAGAUCUGUCCUCAAACUUGACCUCGCUCCCUGAGCUUGUAAGAGCCCUCUGCUCCUUGUCAGUCCCGGUGCCCACUGCCGAGGCCUUACAGGGACUCAGGGGCUGGCGGGGUGGGGGCUCUCCCUGGGGGAUGAGGCUCUACAGGAUGGAUGGGGUACGUGACCCUUUAUUUUAUGCAAAAUAAAAAGUGUGUAUGUGGA
This is a messenger RNA of Oryctolagus cuniculus (rabbit), 2973 nucleotides long. Lineage: Eukaryota; Metazoa; Chordata; Mammalia; Lagomorpha; Leporidae. The record is from RefSeq and is a predicted model, not a curated record.